Messenger RNA from Triticum turgidum subsp. durum (durum wheat), 729 nucleotides. The record is from the annotation of a GenBank genome assembly. NCBI's taxonomy places the organism in Eukaryota, Viridiplantae, Streptophyta, Magnoliopsida, Poales, Poaceae.
AUGGAAGAGGUAUAUUAUUUGUACCAGAUCUUCCUUUUGCCUCCCUGUGACAAUGAUGAGGAGGCAACAGCUGUGGAAGAGACGUCAUUUAGAGUGGUUUUGAUGGCAUGGUGUGAAACUACGAUGGUUGCCUUUGUCUUCUCUUCUAGUACUAGACAAUGGCGAGCCAUUCCAUCCCUGGGCUGGGAUACUUUAGUUGCUAACUUGCCACUGAGAGGGUAUUGUCUCUUCGCCGCACGCCAAUACGCGUAUGGCUGUUUCUACUGGAUGUUACAUUUUUGCAAGAAAAUAUUGGUGCUUGACACUCGGAAGAUGGAGUUCUACAUUGCUAACCCCCCACCUGCAAUAUCUUUUUCUUUUCUGGAUAUAGCCAUUGUGGAGGCAGGGGAAGGUAGAGUUGGGAUGUUUGUGCCAGGAAUAGGCAGAAAUGGACUUGAAUUCUAUACAAUGUGGAGAAACAAUGGUGGGACUUACAUGCAGUGGAAGUUGGAGAAGACGAUCUCAGUUCAUUUUUUGCACUACUCUGCGGGUUCAAAUGGGAAACACUUGUUCAUAUAUGAUGUGGAAAGCCCGUCGGUUAGCUAUGGUUGUUUCUCACUAGACAUCAAGACAUUCCAGCUUAAAAGGGUGUGUUCUUCAAAGACAUGGAUCCCUAAUCCGCUUGCAUAUAGCAACUUUCCACCAUCAAUUUUGGCAUCACCAACAAUAGCAAGUGGUAAGCUUUCUUAG